This is a messenger RNA of Choloepus didactylus (southern two-toed sloth), 1767 nucleotides long. RefSeq names its product cytochrome b561 domain-containing protein 2. Lineage: Eukaryota; Metazoa; Chordata; Mammalia; Pilosa; Megalonychidae. Gene Ontology annotation, molecular function: transmembrane monodehydroascorbate reductase activity. The record is from RefSeq and is a predicted model, not a curated record. The transcript is spliced from 5 exons. Gene Ontology annotation, cellular component: endoplasmic reticulum. The coding region runs from base 763 to 1431 and encodes 222 amino acids.
UCUACCAAGAGUGCCUCUGUUACCAUCCUGGCCUCCCAACAUCACUUGAGGCAGGACUCAAUUCAGGAAUCCAGGGAUUCUUGUGGAACACCCACCCCACCUCUCGUGGGGCCUGGAACCUCCUCCCAGCCCCUACAGCCCGAUUUCCCACAAUAACCGCUUGUGUAAUGUACGUCUCUCCCGCCAAAACCGGGAGCCGGCGAUCUGGGCCUGACUAUCCUCUCAGUUUACGAUUCUCCGCGAAUGAAGGAUCCGCUGCAUCUUGGGGAUCCGCUGUCUCCAGGCAAGCGACCGAGCUUCCGAGAGCAUCCCUCUCCCCGCCCAGCCCACGAGCCCGAGCGGCACCUGAAAGGUGAUCUUGGGUCCCAGCGUGGGGUGGAACUCGCUGAAGAAUAUGCAUUCGAUGCGGCAGCUACUGGCCAUGGCGCCUGUCCUUAGUUCCCGGCCCUCGAGUGCGGAAACGUCCCUACCCCUGGCACCAGCUGUCAGAGAGCCGUGAAGCCUGGGCCGCUGGGUCACGCGCACCUGCGCACUCACACACGCGUGAAAAUGUUUGGCCAAAAGCGCCUGCGCACCGCGACUCCAAGGCGUGGCUGGGGGAAGGCGGGUCCUAGGAAGUCCCGGUUGAGUGCACGUCGUACCCGGAAGUGAAGCGGCUCCGCGACUGAGCGGUGGCUUGCACGGCUGGAACCUGAGGAUCCCGCUUUCUCGGGAGGAAACCACCGCGUCGGGUCAGCGCUGCAGCCACCGGCCUGGUUGGCCAUGGCCCUGACUGUAGAGACCGAGUCUCACAUCUACCGAGUUCUGCGUACUGCUUCUGGGGCUGCCGCUCACCUUGUGGCCCUGGGCUUCACCAUCUUUGUGGCUGUGCUUGCCAGGCCUGGCUCCAGCCUGUUCUCCUGGCACCCCAUGCUUAUGUCUCUGGCUUUCUCCUUCCUGAUGACUGAGGCACUGCUGGUGUUUUCUCCUGAGAGUUCGCUGCUGCGCUCCCUCUCGCGGAAGGGCCGAGCAUGCUGCCACUGGGUGCUGCAGCUGUUGGCCCUGUUAUGUGCGCUGCUGGGCCUGGGCCUUGUUGUCCUCCAUAAGGAACAGCUCAGCAAAGCCCAUCUGGCCACGUGGCAUGGGCGGGCAGGGCUGAUGGCUGUGCUGUGGGCAGGGCUGCAGUGCUCAGGUGGGGUGGGGCUGCUUUACCCCAAGCUGCUGCCCCACUGGCCCCUGGCCAAGCUCAAGCUGUAUCAUGCCACCUCAGGGCUGGUGGGCUACUUGCUGGGUAAUGCCAGCCUCUUGCUGGGCAUGUGCUCACUCUGGUUCACUGCCACAGUCACUGGUGGGACCUGGUACCUGGCUGUGCUAUGCCCUGUCCUUACCAGCCUGGUCAUCAUGAACCAGGUGAGCAAUGCUUACUUGUACCGCAAGAGGAUCCAGCCAUGACCCUUUCCCAGCGUAGGGGAAACCUGGACUUGCUCCUCAGAAUAGAAGCUGAGACUGGGACCUCCUGGGCUCUCUCAGCUCACUGGGUAAGGGGGGACACCUCGGGCACUGGGAGGAAGCCUGUGAGUGACAUCUUGGCUCUUUGUGCUGGAUGGAGUAUCUCUCCUGUCCUUUUUUUCCCUCACUGUUCUGGAGAAGCUUAUGGAUCAUGUGUCUGAAUGAAGAUGGGAUCACAAGACUGUCUCUCCAGCAACUCAGCUUACACUCACAUUGGUAUUUCCAGAAAUUGCAGGAGAAAAAUAAAAUAAAAACGACUGAAAAGACUCAAUAAGAGGA